AUGUCCUUCGUGAGUUGGAACAAAUUAACUUUGGCUGAACUGAAGGAGUUGUGUUUAACUUGCGGGUUAACCUCAGGAGGGAAUAAGGAAGAGUUGGGAGAAAGACUUCACGCCUAUUUCGAAAAGAGAAAGGGUAAGCAACCUGAUUCUGAAUUUGUUGCGGGAGAGAUGAGUCAUGAUCCGUACAUUGAUACUGAAGGGGCUGAUGAUAAUAUUAGAGAUACGCUUGCAGCAAGGUUUCAAGGGCAGGAGCAGGGGUGCCAUCCAGAAGUUAUGCCUGCUGACAUGUUCUUGUCGGCCUUAAGAAACUUAGAAAAUAAGAUGGAUAAAAAUUUUUCAGCAUUACAUAAGGAGAUCGAGGAGAGUGAUUUACUGAGUGAAGCAUGGCCUGCAGUUAAACUUGCAAAAGCCAGAGACCAGCAUGAAUAUGAUUUCCUCUCUAAGAUGGGCAGACGUUUAGAUAAGGCCAUUAAAUUGCUUCCUAGUAAUUUAAAGAAAGAUUUUAUCUGUAUUAGAGACGAUAUGGAAUCUAGAGCAGUUAUGUUGAGGCUUGCAAAUAAGAAAGGAGAUAUAAUAAUUGGGGUUAUAAGAAUAGGUACAAUAGGUACUAAUAUAAAAGGAAAAGAGAUAGUUAUUAUGACUCGUCUUUGUCUUCAGAUCCUGACUACAAGGGUUCCUUUCGCAAAAGUAAGAAGAGAGGUAAAAGGACGUGCACCUUUCAUGGAAGAGGACUUUAGAUCCUCAGAUCGUACCAAGGGAAUCACCUGUUUUAACUGCGGGGGUUUUGGUUAUGUUGCAACAAACUGCCCAUCAGCAAAUGCCAAGUCCCUCUCCAGAACCCAAAAAGAAGAUUGA
Molecule: messenger RNA, 855 nt
Organism: Racocetra persica
Lineage: Eukaryota; Fungi; Glomeromycota; Glomeromycetes; Diversisporales; Gigasporaceae
Source: the annotation of a GenBank genome assembly